CCCCUGCAGAGCGCACGGGCCUCCGCAACCUCCAGCUGGUGAGCAGGUGUCUCUCUGUGGGCACCUGUCCCUCUUUUGCAGCUACCGUCAAAACAAGAGACUCGCCUAACCUUCUGCGAACACCUGGGCAUUGUGGAGGUGGGAGACUCACCUACCGGCGGCCAUUCCGGGACCCUGCUGCCACCGGAGAGCUGCUUGGGGCUGGGAAACCCCAAGGAGGUGUCGCCUGCCUGGGGGCAGCCAUGCGGUGCCUUUCCCCCUGAGGAAGAGGGGCCCCCCCAACCAGGGCCUUCUGCGGACAGGGCGAUGACAACACUGGAGGACCCGAGCGCUCUCCCGCCCGGCGGGGCGAGUGAGCUGAGGGUGAUGUUGGACUCAGUGACACACAGCACCUUCCUGCCCAACACAUCCUUCUGUGACCCCCUGAUGUCUUGGACUGAUCUGUUCAGCAAUGAAGAGUAUUAUCCUGCCUUUGAGCAUCAGACAGCCUGCGACUCCUACUGGACAUCUGUCCACCCCGAGUACUGGACUAAGCGCCAUGUCUGGGACUGGCUUCAGUUCUGCUGUGAGCAGUACAAGCUGGAUGCCAACUGCAUCUCCUUCUGCCACUUCAACAUCAGCGGCCUGCAGCUGUGCAGCAUGACGCGGGAGGAGUUCCUGGAGGCCGCCGGCAUCUGCGGGGAGUACCUGUACUUCAUCCUCCAGACCAUCCGCUCACAAGGUUACUCCUUCUUUAAUGACGCUGAAGAGGCCAAGGCUGCCGUCAAAGACUAUGCUGACUCCAGUUGCUUAAAAACAAGUGGUAUCAAAGCUCAAGACUGUCACAGUCAUAGUCGAACGAGCCUCCAAAGCUCUCAUCUAUGGGAAUUUGUGCGAGACCUGCUUCUAUAUCCUGAAGAAAAUUGUGGCAUUCUGGAAUGGGAAGAUAGGGAACAAGGUAUUUUUCGGGUGGUUAAAUCAGAAGCCCUGGCAAAGAUGUGGGGACAAAGGAAGAAAAAUGACAGAAUGACGUAUGAGAAGUUGAGCAGAGCUCUGAGGUACUACUAUAAAACAGGAAUUUUGGAACGGGUUGACCGAAGGUUAGUGUACAAAUUUGGAAAAAAUGCACACGGGUGGCAGGAAGACAAGCUAUGAUCUGCUCCAUCAUCAAGCUCAUUUUAUGGAUUUUUUUUGUCUUAAAACAAUCAGAUUUCAAUGGACAUUUGAAAGUUUUUUUUUUUUUUAAGCCUGCAACUGAUAAUUUCUCCACAUCUCAGCUUACAUUUGGAUCCAGAGUUGCUGUCUACUUGGGGGUGAUGACAGCAACCCUUAAGAAAGUCUUUUUUUUUUUUUUACCCGAAGGGAGGAGGGGCGGGCUGACUUCUUAUGGUACCUUCAUCCAACACCACUCCCCAACCAAGAGCUGUAGAACCACAACAGCCAGUGCCAUUAGCUCUGAGAAAAAGUAUCUAAUCCUGCCAUUAGCGACUCAUUCAGUGCUCCCAUUCCAAAGGCUCAAAAGUUUUCACACAUUUAACCCACAGAGGAAAAAAAAAAAUGGUUAGUUUGUAAUUGAUAUAUAGAAGGAGGGGGUGAGACAUGGAUAAGAGAAACAUAAUGUAGAUUUUAAAUUGUUAGAGUCAAAUUCCAUAGAAAACUUUCUUAAUUAAUAAAAUAGCUAAGCCAUCAAGCCAGGAAAUGAUUGGACUUAGCACAGGUUAAUUGUUUCUUAACCAGAGAAUCUUUGCCCACUCGGGAACACUCCCGUACCAACCUUCUAGAGUAACACACUUAAAUUUCAGCACACUGUUAAUCCUUCCUGAGUUUAUUCCCCCUUUUCUACUGGUGGGAGUGGAGGUGGGGAGGACAUCAGUUUUGCAAAGAGUCAGUCAACAGACACCUGAAUUCAUUUCCAAAUCACUGCUGUUUCUGGGACCCAAGCUGCCAACCUGGUAAAAUCGCAGUCUGUUGAUUCUGUCUGUGGUCAAGAUGUGAAAUCCUUACAGAACUGGAAACAUCCUGACAACUGUGUAAUGGCCAAUUAAAUUAUGAGUCUCUUGUUUUGUCUUCUUACCUGAUGUGUAUUCAAACUCUAAAACACAUAUUUCCUUGACAAAAAUAGUGACAGUGAAUUUGCACCAGUAAAUGCUCAUGGGUUAAAGUCUGCACUGACGUCUUCUCACCAGUCACUGGUAGGUGAGCCAUUAGUGACCUACACCUAGGUGGACUGCCCCUCCAACUUCUACUUCACCAGGGCAGGAAGCUUCAUGCGACGAGGCACUGAACCACAAUACAGGCUGAGGACCUCCAUGGUUAGAGUUUAACUUCAAAAGGAACUUGUUUUAAAAAUGUGAAUUACUGUAAAAUAAUCUAUUUUUGGAUUCAUGUGUUUUUCAGGUGGAUAUAGUUUGUAAACAAUGUGAAUAAAAUAUUUAACAUGUUAAACC
This is a messenger RNA of Manis javanica (Malayan pangolin), 2426 nucleotides long. RefSeq names its product E74 like ETS transcription factor 5 (gene ELF5). Lineage: Eukaryota; Metazoa; Chordata; Mammalia; Pholidota; Manidae. Gene Ontology annotation, molecular function: DNA-binding transcription factor activity, RNA polymerase II-specific; sequence-specific DNA binding. Gene Ontology annotation, cellular component: nucleus. The record is from RefSeq and is a predicted model, not a curated record. Gene Ontology annotation, biological process: cell differentiation; regulation of transcription by RNA polymerase II.